Rhodotorula toruloides NP11 is the source of this 4038-nucleotide messenger RNA. Its product is annotated as chitin synthase, glycosyltransferase family 2 protein. Gene Ontology annotation, molecular function: chitin synthase activity. Gene Ontology annotation, cellular component: cell periphery; cell septum. Lineage: Eukaryota; Fungi; Basidiomycota; Microbotryomycetes; Sporidiobolales; Sporidiobolaceae. Bases 1 to 4038 code for a protein of 1345 amino acids. The transcript is spliced from 5 exons. The record is from RefSeq and is a predicted model, not a curated record.
AUGUCAUACCCUUCUCGAAACCCCAACGCGCCACACUACCCGCGCGGGCAGACGUACGAGUCCGACCCCGCCGCUUUCCACUCGACCUCGUACCCUUCUACCGGCGCCGCUGCGAACCCUGCGUAUUCUUCCGACCCGACCGCUCGCUACGGUCUACCACCCGGCGCAGGAGCAGGAGGAGGAGGAGGCGGGAUGAACCGCCGGCAGACGGUGCGAGGAGCGCAGCGCGGAACAGUCCGAGAAGCAGGCGCCAAUCCUCGACUCUCGGUGGCUCCCGGCCCUCAACGCGGUCUCACACGCGGCAAGACCCUCACUCGACCGGACCGCUUCGUCGCGCCCGCACCUUUGAUCGCCCCAGCGGGUCUGGGCAAAGCCGCGAAACAGGGCGGGAACGUCCAGACCAAGUUGGUGGAUGGCGUCCCGACUCUCGUCGCGAGCGAACCGUGGUGGAGUCCAUGGUCGCUCUUUGUCGAAGUCGUCACCUUCUGGGCGCCCCGGCCGCUCUUGAGGAGUUUCGGAAUGACGGACCCGGUCAAGCAGAGGGCGUGGAAGGAAAAGGUCGCGCUGUGCGAGAUCGCGGCGUUCUUGAUGGGCAUCAUUGGGUUCAUCACGAUCGGGCUGAACAGGACCCUGUGUCCGACGUCUGGCCCGAGGUCAGCCAGCAUGUUCCAGCGGCUAGGAUCCGUUCCAGGCUACGUCGGCGUCCAGGGCUGGAACAUGCAGGUUAGCAGCAAGUCGCCUUCAUCCCUCCUCGGCCCGGCCAACGACUUCGGCGGGACGGACGUGACGAGUCUCUUCGAUCGCUCGUCCGACAAGUUCCCCAACUGCAACGGCCUCAACGCGGCGUACGCCACCGUCAACCUCUGCACCUCGACGAGCGACGGGAACGCCUCCUCCUGCGCGCUCAAGGACCCGACGCCGACGUAUCUCUCUUCGCUCGGCUUGACGAACACGACGAAACAAGUCGGGUACGACUGGGCGCAGCUGCAGAACUUGACCAACUACCUCGUCAUCGACGGGAACGUCCUCAACCUCACGCCGUACAUGAACGCGCAUCCGAACCCCCUUCCGAACGACCUCGUCGACGAAGCGCUACGCGUCAGUCUCGCCAAGGCGACGAGCGGGAGCAAAGACGCGACGCGGAUCUUCUACACCUCGGACGAACUCAAGCGCUCGGUCAAGUGCCUCGCGUCGAGGUACUACGCCGGCCACAUCGACAAGAUCACCCCCGGCUGCUUCGUCUCCAACUUGUUCCUCUACGUCUCGCUCAUCCUCAUCAUGGGCAUCGUUCUCGCGCGGUUCUUCAUGGCACUCGUCUUCUCGUGGUACCUCGCCGAUCGGAUGGUCCGCAAACCGCGCAACCUCAAGCGCAGCGUCGUUUCGCCUGCCGUAUUGCCGGAGGGCGCGAACAUCGACGUGACGAACACGACGGGACAGGCGCCGUGGGUCGAGUCGCAUGUCAAGCGUCAGCAGACGAUGCGGCUCAAGAAGGGUGGCGGAAGGCGCGGAGGCGCGAGCGAGAAGGCUCUCCCGCUUUCGCCGAGCGAGAAGCCUCGAGGAGGUGCGCCGGAGGGGCGGAACGGAGGAACGGAUGUCGCCCUUCCCGUUGGACAGGACGGCAUGAUCAGCAUGGCUUCUAUCGGCGCCGAGCUCUUCUGCGUCUGCCUCGUCACCUGCUACUCGGAGGGCUACGACGGUAUCAAGACGACUCUCGACUCGAUCGCCGCGACCAACUAUUCCGACGCGCGCAAGUUGCUCUUCGUCGUUUGCGACGGAAUGAUCACCGGUUCGGGGGAGAAGAUGUCGACGCCGGAUAUUGUUGUCUCGAUGAUUGAGCGCGAUGCGAGGUUUGGGGACCCUCAGCCGAUGAGCUAUGUCGCGAUCGCGGACGGUGCCAAGGCGCACAACCAGGCUAUGGUCUACGCCGGUCACUACACCCAAGUCGCAGGCCACCGCACGCCCAUCAUCGUCGUCGUCAAAUGCGGCACGCCCGCCGAAGCCUCCGAAGCCAAGCCGGGCAACCGCGGCAAACGAGACUCGCAGAUGGUCUUGAUGAACUUCUUCGGUCGCGUCACGUACAACGAUCGGAUGAGCCCGCUCGAUUACGACUUGUUCCGAAAGACGCAGAGCUUGAUGGGCGUCACGCCGGAUUUCUUCGAGGUCUGCUUGAUGGUCGACGCCGACACGAUGUGCUACCCCGAGUCGCUCGGCUACCUCGUCCGCGUCAUGCAGAACGACAACAUGGUCAUGGGCGUCUGCGGCGAGACUCGCAUCGCCAACAAGCGCCAGUCGUGGGUCACCAUGAUCCAGGUCUUCGAAUACUUCAUCUCGCACCACCUCGCCAAAGCGUUCGAGUCGGUCUUCGGCGGUGUGACGUGCUUGCCCGGCUGUUUCUCGAUGUACCGCAUCAAGGCGCGCAAGCAGGACGACGGCGACUGGUUCCCCGUCCUGGUCUCGCCGACCAUCACAUCUGAGUACUCGCAGAGCGUUGUCACGACCCUCCACCAGAAGAACCUCCUCCUCCUCGGCGAGGACCGCUUCCUCACGACCAUCCUCCUCCGCACGUUCCCGAACCGCAAGAUGAUGUUCUGCCCGAAGGCGCGCUGCCGCACCGUCGUCCCCGACACGUUCAAGGUUCUCCUCUCUCAGCGUCGACGGUGGAUCAACUCGACGAUCCACAACCUCAUGGAGCUCGUCCUCGUCCGGAACCUGUGCGGCACGUUCUGCUUCUCAAUGCAGUUCAUUACGUUCAUCGACCUCAUCGGCACCGUCGUCCUGCCCAUCGCCAUCUGCCUCACCUACACACUCAUCAUCUCGUCCAUCAUCAACCCUCCCAACUCGUUCGGCGACGCCAUCCCGCUCGUCCUCCUCGUCGGCGUCCUCGGUCUUCCCGGAAUCCUCAUCCUCAUCUCGACGAUGAAAGUCGUCUACGUCGGAUGGAUGCUCAUCUACCUCCUCGCCCUCCCGAUCUGGAACUGCGUCCUCCCCCUCUACGCCUUCUCAAAGUUCGACGACUUUUCCUGGGGCGAGACGCGCAAGGUUGCUGGCGAGACCAAGGGCGGCGAUGAUCAUGGCGCAACGGGAGGCGUCUCUGCGGCGUCGUCAGUCCCACUUCGUCGAUGGGAAGAUUGGGAAAAGUCCCGGCUGCGCAAGAUCCGGCGCGAGGAGAAGCGGCGACGCGAGUUUGAGCGGCAGUUCGGCACGCGUGCGGUGCAUCCGCAUCACAGUAUCAGCACGUUUGCCGAGAGCGAGACGGCGUCAUCGUUUGGCGGGCCGGACGAGGAUCGGUGGGGUCAGCAGAUUGGAGCGUACAACGAGGACGCGACGAGCCUCGAGAACGUCCCGCCGCCGGUUGGGCUGUACUCGCUCGACGAGGUCGAGGACGACGACGACCAGACCCUCAACCAGCACGACCUGGUCAACGUCCUCGAGGUCGGAUGGGACGAUGCGUCGCCCGUUGGCUCACCCUUGCCUGGCGCGACGUACCCUCAUCACGGCAACGGGUCGGGCUACUCAACGCCGUCCGAGCAGACGCACCUCCAGCCUCGGCAGCAGGUGUACAGGCAGCCGCAGCACUACCAAGCGCCGACUCGAGGCUGGACCUUGACCGACACGCCUCUCUCCGCGCCGCCGAUGACCAAGACGGCCUCUUCCGCUUCGAACCUCCCUCUCAACGCAUCGAGCUCGUCACUCGCCUCGUCGGGCCGGUCAAGUCCGCGCGCCGACGACCCCUUCGCAGACGCCAACUCGCCCGGCGGCGUCCAGCCUCCUCCACUCAUCUCGCCCCUCUCGUUCACGCACGACCCGUCGUACACCUCGCUGGCGUCGUCGACUGCGACGGGCUUCAACACCUCGGUUUCGUCGGAACAGCAGCACGCACGGAGACGGAGUUUGACCAACUCGCCGCAGGCGACGAGGGGUGAUCCGUUGAUGGGCUCGGGCGCUGGGACGCCGAGUCCUACGAAGGACGGAAGGGGGUUUGACUGGCCUGCGGACCCGCGGAACGGAGGUGGAUCGUCAGGAAGGAGGUUGGUCUGA